Molecule: messenger RNA, 1058 nt
Organism: Dibothriocephalus latus
Lineage: Eukaryota; Metazoa; Platyhelminthes; Cestoda; Diphyllobothriidea; Diphyllobothriidae
Source: the annotation of a GenBank genome assembly
CAAUCCCUACUUACUUGCUAAAAGUAGCAAUUUUAUGCGCUCUCAUCAUUUCAGGAUGCGGCAAGACCUUGUUGCUGGAAGAGCUGGAGGCUGCCAGUGAACGCGUAAUACAUCUCGAACGUUUGGCAAACCACAAGGGCUCGGUGUUUGGACAGUCUUCCGCCCACGUGAAGCCAUCACAACGGGAGUUUGAGCGCGAAUUGCAUGCCGCUUUAGCUAACUGUAUCUCAUCCCUUAUUUUCGAUGUUGGACAUCAGUUGCAGCGGGAGGCGACUGAAACGGAACCCAGAUUGAACCCCGUAUGGGCCGAGUGCGAAUCCCGAUCGGUCGGCCCGCGCUGUAGAUUACCAAAUGGACUUUUCUCUCGUCUCCGCGGUACUGUGGGGCUUCCAACCCGACGAAUUUGGCUUGACGUUCCAGAGGAGGCUAGAGUCGACUGGAUUCUCGCUGAUUACGCGGACUGGCUAGGUGACCUUGAGCGCUUAGAUCGUGUCGUAGAGUCACUUUCGGCCUACCACAGUCGGUCUUUGCUGGACAGUUGGCGCAGUCUAAUUGGUCGGGGCGACUACCACGGCCUGGUGACCAGUCUUCUGCGCGAUCACUAUGACCCGCUCUACAAACAAAGCCGUGGCCCUGUCCUUCAGGCCUAUGCCCAGGCCGGCAUUACCUAUCCUCAUAAAGUGAGCAUGCAAUGGGCCGUUGAGAAGGUGAAUGAUCCCAACCAGUACACUAUUGAUCCCCUGCGACUUGUGCGUACUGGCCAUACCCAACUCAAGCACAGAACAAAGGGUCUUCAUAUGCCUUUCAUCAUGGUGGACUACAACCGGUCCCGUCAGAUGGAAACCAAAACUGUCCACGAGGAAGUCAUUCUCAAGAUAGUCAAAAACUGGUGGCGUGAUCCCAUGUUGGCCCUAGUCGCUUCCGGUGAGGUGAAACGUUGGAUCAUUGCCACUACUAAAAUGAAGGAGGGUGACAUUAUUCGGUCGCACUGGGAAAUCCCCAACAUCACUGGUAAGCUUUGCGUUAUUCUUAUGUGUGCAUCAAUAUUCAGCAUAUAA